Gigantopelta aegis is the source of this 2972-nucleotide messenger RNA. RefSeq lists its product as uncharacterized. The transcript has 7 exons. Bases 246 to 2555 code for a protein of 769 amino acids. The record is from RefSeq and is a predicted model, not a curated record. NCBI's taxonomy places the organism in Eukaryota, Metazoa, Mollusca, Gastropoda, Neomphalida, Peltospiridae.
GUAACCACAUUAUAGCUCAUUUUAAAAACAAAAUGAUAUAAAAAUAAUAUACAAAUAAGUUUAUAACAAUAAAAUGCGUGUAGUUAUCUUAAAACGAAGAAAUUACACCGAUCAGUAUCAAAGUAUGAUUUAUGCAUAUUUUUCCGUAAGCUUUCGGAAAAAACCGGAAGUGACGUCAGAGCCGCUAUACUCUUUCAUUGUUUAUAUAUGGAGUAAGGGGCGUAUGAUCUUUUCAGAGCCCAACAAUGCCGUACUGUGCGGCCUUUGGGUGUCAAAAUAAACAGUUUAAAGGAUCGGGAUUAUCUUUUUUCGGUUUUCCAAAGGAUUGUAUUCGAAGAAAGGCGUGGAUAUUUUAUUGUAAAAGAAAAGAUUGGACACCAACGCCGUAUAGUACUUUGUGUUCCGUACAUUUUUCACCUUCAAAUUACGAGACUUUUCCAGCAACGAAAGAAAGUUACGGAUAUCGUAAUGCUAGAGCAAAAUUAUUUGUAACAGCUAUCCCUGAUGUUCACCUAUUACUAGCACCAGAAGAGCCAAAGACGCCAAAAACAUCACGAGGGGCAUAUGCUAAACGAAGACGAGCUGAGGUUCUUCAGGAAAUAAACAUCGAGACCUAUGCCAGUGAAAGUAAUCUUGAUGGUGGUAAUAAAAAAACACCAUUACCAAAAGAUGCCCCUGCUGUAUGUGAUACUUUUGUUCAGAGUCCAUCAGUAUUGUGUGAGGAUCCUGUACCCGAUUUAAAUGCAAUCCCCAAAUGGAAUCCAACAGUGAAAAGGCAGCAGGAACAGAAACUUGUAAAUAAACCACAACAGAGAACAAGAAGGAUCCAAGUCAAACCAAAAAUAAAGGAUUUUUGUGUUCAACACUGCCCAACCACUGUUUCAGUGGGUAUUCAGUGUGAUUUAUUAAAACCUGAUAAUGAUCAGAUACAUGCAGAUAAAUGCAGUGAUCUUGAAGACAGUGGUGAUGAUGAUGACGACAGUGAUGAUGAUAGCGAUGACCCAGAUUAUGUCCCUCUGUUUGAUGAAUCUUGUGAAGAUGAUUCUGAAUUUGACGAAGAAGAACCAGAUAUACAGUCAUACAUUCUUAAUUCAAAUUCAUUGCCAAAUGACGAGAGACAAUAUUUGAUUGCCGAGAAUGCACUUGCUGACUUAAUGUCAGUUUGUCGACUGUGCAGUGGGAUCUGUACAGCUACUGUAAAGAACCAGAUCGGUUUCAUGGUGACUGUAACGCAAGAAUGUGCCAAUGGCCAUUGUUACACAUGGCAGAGUCAAAAGAAUUAUAAAAAACUCCCAUGGGCAAAUUUGUUUAUUUCUGGUGGUAUUUUGUUCAGUGGAAGUAGUCCAUCAAAUGUGAUAACUUUAUUCAACCAUAUGAAAAUACCAUGUAUCUCUGUAAGGACAUACUACAGAAUCCAGUCGUGCUAUUUGAUACCUUGUAUAGAGAAGUGUUGGGCAAAGUAUCAAAAUGACCUGAUGACAACUUUGUCAGGUGCAGAUCUCUCUUUGGGUGGUGAUGCUCGGUGUGAUUCUCCAGGACACUGUGCCAAAUAUGGUAGCUACACCUUAAUGGAUCUGGAAAGAAAACUUGUCCUUGAUGUUCAGUUAGUACAGGUAAAUGAAGUAAAAAAUUCACAGAAUAUGGAAUUGGAGGGGUUGAAGAGGUCAUUGGAACAUAUUAAGAAGUUUGGCUGUCAUGCACUAGAACUGGUCACUGAUCGCCAUGUCCAGGUGAAAAAGUACAUGAGAGAGAAAGAAGGCCAGACCAGGCAUUAUUUUGAUGUUUGGCACAUGGCUAAAGGUGUUAAGAAGAAACUUGAAGCUGCCUCUAAAAAGAAAAGAUGUGAAGACAUUAUUCCAUGGAUACAUUCCAUUUCCAAUCAUAUGUAUUGGGUAUCGGGAACAAGCAGCGAUGACAAAGACAUGAAGCUGGCGAAAUGGAGGUCUGUUUCAAACCAUGUAAUUAAUGUUCACACCGGCCAUGGGGCGAAAUUUGCUGCCUGCGAACAUGAAACCUGCAACACUGAGAGAGUGUGGCUCACAGCUGGAUCAAGAUCCCAUAAGUUGGUCAAGGCUAUCAUCAACAGCCCAUAUCUGCUAAAGGACAUUCCACAUUUAUCUCCACUGCACCAGACAUCAUCACUAGAGGUGUAUCACAAUGUUGUAAAUCACUUCGCCCCAAAAAGUACCCAUUUCUUCAUUUCUGCUAUGAAAGCUAGACUGCAUCUUGCUGCUUUCCAUUAUAACGAAAAUGGAAAUAAAGCUCAAGUCGUAACAAAGGAUGGCAAUCUAUGUUGGCGAUUGGUUUAUCCCAAAGCAAAGAAAGGAAAGGAUGCGGUCAUAAAAGCUGUGAAGGAAUCCUCUAGCUACAAGUAUGUGGAUACACUGAUGGAAUCUUUAAUGCAAAGGCGAUACCAGCUGGAUAAUUACGGAGUUGCAAGAACAGAUGUCAAGCAGACAAUGUCAAGCAUGCCUGGAUUCUUAACAAAUGACUAUUACAGAGUGGAGAAAACAGAAGCUGUGCAAAGACACAGAUCACGAUUCAAUGCUAUUUGAUAAGCUGUUUAUGUGAUGAAUAUCAAGUGAUGACCAAAACAAGAUAUUAUAGUGUUAUGAACAUUUUUAUUAAUUUAUUUAUGGUCUAGCAUAUUGAAAGCCGGUGUAGAUUUCUGAUGGGAAACUGUCUCUAAUCUUCACAACAACACAUGCAGGAAGCACACGGCGAUUUCUUUGACCAAUCCAUCUCGCAAAUCGUCUAUAAGCAACAUAUCUGUAUGUCCUGUAAAGGAAGAAACAGCAAAGAAAUUGUAAAUAUUCAAUACAUCAUGCAUAUUUUAUGGAAACAUUACUGUUUCAAUGUGUUUGCAUCAGAUGAUUGUUGUUCUAAUAAUUAUCUUUAGAAACUAAAACGUGACCAUGUUUAAUUGUUUAUUAAAUAAAGGUCAUUUUGUGAGGGCACAUGUACCUUGAAAA